Molecule: messenger RNA, 321 nt
Organism: Plasmodium cynomolgi strain B
Lineage: Eukaryota; Apicomplexa; Aconoidasida; Haemosporida; Plasmodiidae
Product: CYIR protein
Exons: 2
Source: RefSeq, a predicted model, not a curated record
UAUGUUCGGCAAGAAGGUUUCAGGAAGGUAAAUGUCCAAAACAUAAGAUCUAUUUAAAUGAUGUAAAAGUAAAUUAUAAAAAUUUCUCGAUAUACCAAAAUGUGAGUGAUCUUCAAUAUUUGCACUAUGAGAACAGUUUCGAUUUGGUAAUAUGUAACGAGCAUAAAGAGGACGUUACAUAUGAAACAUAUAUAGAGCAUGAUGAACUAAUUACACAAUACAAGGAUUUCGAUGCAUACAAAACAUCGGGUAAACAAAGAAUAGGAAAAAUAAGGAAUGCAAAUGUGCUCGGAAAGGUGCAAAUGCAUAUUAAUCAUACAU